AUGCCUUCAGCAAGAGGGCAGCUCCCCUCCAGUUGGGGCGCCUACGAGCGUGAUCGCGCAGAUUCCACCAACUCGAGCGUGCAGUUCAAUGCGGAAAGCGAGCAACACCAGCGGCCGGUCGAGGAACAUCUGAACCCGUACGCAUACCAAGGAGGGGAUAGCAAACCCCCGCGAAGGAGAUCGUCAAUGUCCCAGGCUUUCAAUUCGAUAAGGAACGCGGGUGGUGUGAACAGCUUGGACAACUUUGCUCGCUCAUGGCAGCGUGCAGUGGGGUUUCACGAGGUCACGCCGGUACGGCCGAGCUUUCGAUAUGCCGAUGAUGAUGGUGAGGAUGAUCAAGAGGCAGAUGGGGACGAAGAGUCUGGCACACCAAAAGCACACAGAUCACUGCUCAGACAGCAGCUGGAAGCGCAGGACAGAACUGUGUCAGACGAUGCCAUUGAGGAUGCCGAUACCGAUACGACGGUGACGAGACUGUCUCGACAAGGGACGAAAGACAAGGAUCAGCAGAUGUCAGAGUCGUUGCGGGAACAGGAGCCGUUACUGAGCAGGACCACAUCGCUGCAACAACAUGCAGACGAUAACAUCUUCCUCGUGGAGCCUUCGCUGGCAUCGCCUUUUGGAGGAAGCUAUGGCAGUACGUGGGGAUCGCUGUCUUCGAGAGUAAAUGAGUCGUCAAUGCGACAUGCUGGACGACUUUUCCGCCAACAACAGCAAAAAGGCACCACGGCGCCUGAUAAGGAACGGGAGCCAUUGAUUGUCAAGCGUGUCGAGGAAGAUGAUGGAAAGGUGGUGAAUGUGGUCAUUGGCCAAUCCACGCUACCGCAGACUAUUUUCAACAGCGUCAAUGUCCUGAUCGGUGUCGGCCUGCUGGCACUCCCACUGGCCAUGAGGUAUGCUGGAUGGAUACCGGGACUGAUAUUCUUCUUCUUUGCUGGUGUUUCCACCCGCUACACAGCCAAGCUUCUCGCGAAAUGCUUAGACGUCGAUUCAAGCCUCAUCACCUUCGCUGACCUGGCCUACGUCUCCUUUGGACCAUGGGCCCGUAUCGGCACAUCCAUUCUCUUUAGCUUGGAACUACUAGCCGCCUGCGUCGCGCUGGUGGUCCUCUUCGCCGACUCCCUCGACGCUUUAGUCCCCUGGGGCAUCAUCGAAUGGAAGGUCGUAUGCGGCAUCAUCCUCAUCCCUCUUAGCUUCGUGCCUCUUCGAUACCUCUCCUUCACCAGCGUCCUCGGCAUCCUCAGCUGCUUCGGAAUCACCCUCGCCGUCCUCGUUGACGGUCUCGUCAAACCACAUACCCCAGGCUCUCUCCGCGAACCUGCCAAGACCUACCUCUUUCCGUCGAACUGGCUCACCCUCCCCAUAUCCUUUGGUAUCCUCAUGUCACCCUGGGGCGGCCACUCCGUCUUCCCCAACAUCUACCGCGACAUGCGUCAUCCCUACAAAUACCGCAAAGGCGUCGACAUAACUUACGCCUUCACCUUCUCCCUCGACCUCCUCAUGGCGGUAAUCGGCCUCCUCAUGUUCGGCGACGGCGUCGCCGACGAAGUCACCCGCAACAUCCUCUCCGAAGAAGGCUACCCGGCCGCCAUCUCCCUCUUCAUCGUCAUCUGCGUCGCCAUCAUCCCCCUAACAAAAAUCCCCCUCAACGCCCGCCCGAUCGUCUCGACCCUCGAACUCUUCCUCGGCCUCGACGCCCGCGCCCUCGGCGCCGCCCCCGCCACGACCGGCCUCUCGGGCCUCUCGCGCGGCAUCCUCAAAAUCACCGUCCGCGUCCUCUGCGUCGUCGUCUUCGUCCUCCUGGCGAUUCUCAUCCCGCAGUUCGAUACGAUCAUGAGCUUGCUGGGCGCCGUGGCGUGUUUUACCAUUUGUUUGAUUUUGCCGUGUGCGUUUCAUUUGAAGCUGUUCGGCAAGGAACUCAGUGCGUGGCAGAAGGGUGUGGAUUGGGGGUUGAUUGUUGUUUCGAGUGUCCUCGCGGUUGUGAGUACGGCGUUUAAUUUUGUGCCUAAGGAGAUGUUGGGGGCUUGA
Zasmidium cellare ATCC 36951 is the source of this 2028-nucleotide messenger RNA. RefSeq lists its product as uncharacterized. The transcript is spliced from 2 exons. NCBI's taxonomy places the organism in Eukaryota, Fungi, Ascomycota, Dothideomycetes, Mycosphaerellales, Mycosphaerellaceae. The record is from RefSeq and is a predicted model, not a curated record. Gene Ontology annotation, molecular function: amino acid transmembrane transporter activity. Gene Ontology annotation, cellular component: vacuolar membrane. Gene Ontology annotation, biological process: amino acid transmembrane transport. Bases 1 to 2028 code for a protein of 675 amino acids.